This is a messenger RNA of Strongylocentrotus purpuratus (purple sea urchin), 2544 nucleotides long. RefSeq lists its product as uncharacterized. Bases 185 to 2062 code for a protein of 625 amino acids. NCBI's taxonomy places the organism in Eukaryota, Metazoa, Echinodermata, Echinoidea, Camarodonta, Strongylocentrotidae. The transcript has 10 exons. The record is from RefSeq and is a predicted model, not a curated record.
AGCUUAGCUUUGUCGUCUCAUGUAUGGUACACGCGCCAGCGCCAGAUUUCAUUUCAUUCUUCGAUUCGACGUCGUCAUUCUCGGUUGCAUGUCCAUAAUCUGUUACGUUUUCCUUUUAUAACGCGUUUUUAAUUUGAUUUCAUUAACUUCGGAACUUGCCAGAGUUAGUUUCGCCUUCGUCGAGAUGGCAACGGCAAAGAGUAAGCAGACAGGUCUGUGGUCGCUUUCGCUUUCCGGUACCCAGAGCCAGCCUAGUUCGAGCGAGAGUGAGGAGUACACGGUUGUUAGAGACGAAGAACUUGGAGUCGACGCUCUCUUCCUGAAAGUCGGUAGAGAACCGGCACGUUCGAAGAGGACUGGGGAAGUCUACGACAAGCCUGUUGUUGGCGUCCGGCGGAACAAAGAUAAGAUGGAGAUCACAUUGGAGGAUGGAAAAAAAAUAAGUCUUCGUGCAGAAGAUGCCGAUUUGGAUUCCUUAAGCCAAUUAUUCCCGGAUAGUGAGAAUUUUACUGUUGACGACUUAGCCUUCCAGCCCCAAUUCCAAUCUACACCAGUACCCCGAAUGCAACCAAGGAGGAAGAAACAGAAGCUGACAAUAGGAACUACACAAGACAGUGAUUCUCAAGGAAAUUUCAAAGGAGUUGUUGAGGUUCCCCUAAGGACUUUAAAGAGAGCAUCUAGAGAGUUCACGCUUGUCCAAUCGUCUCACUGUAGGGUGGAAGCCUUCAAGGCGGCCUUAAAAGCCAACGAGGGGAUUCAACUACCGCUACUACCAGUACUUGUAGAAGGGUCAUGGGAUCAGGAAAAUGCUGAGGAAUCCUCAUACAUUCUUCUUGGUGGAUAUAGUUUGUUUGAAGCUUUGCUGGACUUGUCUAACGAUGACAGACGUGUCCUUGUUCAUGUACAUGAAGGGCUCACACCAACAGAGGCACUGCAAGUUGGAGCACUAUUCCAACAAGAACAGAGCCUCUUAGUAGACGACAUCCCAACACUUGAAGCGAAAGUGAAUGUAUGCAGAAGACUGCUUUAUGCCAUGCAUGACAUCGAUGAGACCGAGGAGCCCCCCAAUAAUGUAAAAUUGGAAUGGCGGACUCAAUCUGCGGCGUCACUAGGGAUUGUAACUUCUUCAAGAAAGGAGCUGAAACCCUUGGAAACGACAUUCCAGUUGGCAUUGUACUCAAAACGGUGUCAUGAAAAGUUGAUACGGCUCUUCAGAUGGUAUGAAGAACAACAUGGCAAGGCUAUGAAAACUUCUAUGUUUUUAUACUUGCAAGGUCUCACUGAAGUUGACAAAUUUGAUGUGCUAUGCAAGUUGGUCAAUGGCACGUUAAAAGUGGAAGAGGUGAAGGUAGAAGCUACGCGUCUGAAGCAACUGAGUACCAUCAAGCAUAUCUUCAAAGAGCUGACAAAGAAGGCAACAUGGGAGGAAUGCUGUGAAGAGUUUCCAGCACAUACACAGACUGCAGCUCUUGAUUAUUUCAUGAGUAUGAACUUCAAAAAGGCAGUCCCCAUGGAGUUUAUCGACUAUGUAAGGGAAGCAGAAAAGAGUGCAGAAAAUGGAUCUUCCUCAUAUGAGCAUCUUAGAAUGGCUCCGGUUUCUCUAAUAGUUCUAGAAGUGAAAUCUAAAGAAUCAGAGAAACUGAAGAGAGUGCUGGACAACUUGAAGAAGGGGAGUACACAUGUAGCAGUGUUGGCCAAAGGAGUACAGGUAGCUGCUAAAUGGCAGACCGAGAUGCGGAGACAGGGUUUCAGCCUCCUGCAUGAAGCUGCCAUCAUCAAAGAAACUCAGGUUUGUCACCUCAUAAUUGGAGCAGGAGAAGAAGGAAGCCGACAAUCAACGUUUGAAAUGCCAAUGAUCCUCCAAGAAAAACAGGCAUUUCAGAGCUUGAUAGAACAGUUGACAGACUAUGGAGAUGAAAUAUCCAUGGCAGAUGAAAUGCAAGAGCUCAGCAGCAUAGCAAGCUCCCUUGGUCGACGUGCAAGAGUCAUGGGCAAGAAAGGAGAGCUUUCCAAGGUAGUGGAUUCUACACCAGAGGAUUCAGAUGAAACAGAUAUAGAGUAGUGAAGUUCAUGUUCAAAUGUGUGACCUGUAGUUACCUGUAGUUUCCUGUCUUCACAGGCUCUAAUUUAAGACGAAGUCCUAUAAUGCCCACCUUCCUUCAUAAUUUGCAGAUAUCAAUCCUAACAUGGAAUGCAGAUAGCUCUGCUGUCUGCUUAAUACUUAGGUCUUACAUGUAAUUAAUAGUGUCAUACAUGUUCUUAAUAGUCAUACUUGUUGUACUUCGCUGAGAAAAAUGCAUCAAACUGACCUUUGAAGGCGUUGAUCGAUGCUGCUUCUACUGCCGUCUUGGGGAGCAUGUUCCAGUGGUUAACCACUCUGUGUGUAAAGCCGUUCUUUCUGAUGUUCAAGCGGGCAUGUUGCUUCUGAAUGUUCAUACUAUGGCCUCUAAGGUUUAUGUUAAAGAUAGUAUGUCCCUUUUGCAGGCUACAUCAAAUUCUGUAGAACUUUGCAGGAAUUAUGAAUAUGUCAUGUAUGUCCUAACU